Austrofundulus limnaeus is the source of this 2736-nucleotide messenger RNA. It is a transcript of the gene skor1a, whose product is annotated as SKI family transcriptional corepressor 1a. The record is from RefSeq and is a predicted model, not a curated record. Gene Ontology annotation, molecular function: RNA polymerase II cis-regulatory region sequence-specific DNA binding; DNA-binding transcription factor activity, RNA polymerase II-specific; SMAD binding. Gene Ontology annotation, cellular component: transcription regulator complex; cytoplasm; nucleus. The transcript is spliced from 8 exons. NCBI's taxonomy places the organism in Eukaryota, Metazoa, Chordata, Actinopteri, Cyprinodontiformes, Rivulidae. Bases 298 to 2661 code for a protein of 787 amino acids. Gene Ontology annotation, biological process: negative regulation of BMP signaling pathway; negative regulation of transcription by RNA polymerase II.
GAGGAGGAGGUGGGAGAGGUGCCAUGUGCUUCCUGUCUCCACAGCCCAUUCACCUCCGCGAGCUCCGAGAGGAUGGAGGUCCUGAGCUCUGCUGCUUCCUGCGCCUCCAUCAWCUGAAAUUAAAAAACUCACUUUAUUCUGUGCUUUUAUUUUUAUUUAGCUUUCCCCCCCUUUUAAUAAAACCUUUGUUUUAAACCCUCUGGACUCGUUGGGCCUCUACUUAUUUUAUCUUAUUGUUUUGUUUUCCACUCUGAUCCUUGGAGUGUGCUGCCUUUUAGAAGAGAAAGGCUUCCAGGGAUGGAGUCGAUCCCCGGACACCUUGGAGACGCGGGACGGGACGCCAGCUCUUCCCCGGGUUUGAAGCAGGAUGCGCAGAGCUUUUCCGGGCCCAGCUCCCUGAAGCCGAACCAAGUGAGCGAGACCUCCCUGUACGGGGUCCCCAUCGUGUCUCUGRUCAUCGACGGCAAGGAGAGGCUCUGCCUGGCGCAGAUUUCCAACACCCUGCUGAAGAACUACAGCUACAACGAGAUCCACAACCGGCGGGUGGCUCUGGGCAUCACGUGCGUGCAGUGCACCCCCGUGCAGCUGGAGCUGCUGCGGCGCGCGGGGGCCAUGCCCAUCUCCUCCAGACGCUGCGGCAUGAUCACCAAGCGGGAGGCCGAGAGGCUCUGCAAGUCGUUCCUGGGGGCGCACAGCCCCCCGAAGCUGCCGGAGAACUUCGCCUUCGACGUGUGUCACGAGUGCGCGUGGGGCUGCAGGGGCAGCUUCAUCCCGGCCAGAUACAACAGCUCCAGGGCCAAGUGCAUCAAGUGCAGCCUGUGCAGCAUGUACUUCUCUCCGAAUAAAUUCAUCUUCCACUCGCACCGCACCCCGGAGUCCAAGUACCUGCAGCCGGACGCGGCCAACUUCAACUCGUGGAGACGGCACCUGAAGCUGUCGGACAAAAAAACCGCGGACGACGUCAGCCACGCGUGGGAGGACGUGAAGGCCAUGUUCAACGGAGGGAGCAGGAAAAGGACGCUGCCCAUGAACGGCUCAAGGAUGUCGUCGCCGCUGAAGCCGCAGGCCUCGUCCAGUCUGUCCCAGACCAGCUCCCCUGAGAUCCCCCACAAGGCCCUGCGGUGCGACGAGGAGCAGGGCGGCAACAACCUGAGCCUGGCGAGCGGCGCGCGGAGCUACCCGGUCAUCCCCGUGCCCAGCAAGAGCUUCGGCAUGCUGCAGAAGAUCCCCCCGCCUCUCUUCCCUCACCACCCGUACGCCUUCCCCAGCUACGGCCUGUGUCCGAAGAAGAGCGACGGAGUCCCCGAGGCGAACAAAACCACCGUGUCCGGCGUGUUCUGGCCCGGCGCCAAGGACGCGCUCUACCCCGCCUUCCCCAUGUUUUGGCCCGCAGCGGGCGGCCUCCCCAUGCCGCCGUACCCGGGCUCCCCGCCCAAGCCUCCUCUUCCCGAGCUUCCGGCUGUCCGGCAAGCUGAGCUGGACCUAUCGGACCAAAGCGACCGGUGCGCAAACACCCCCAAAGACCCCCACCACCAGCGGGACGGCGGCGAGCGCAGCCCCGGCUCGCAGUCUUCCUCCACCCGGAACGACGAGGACAGGUCCGGCGACGAGGCCUCGCAGAGGAAGAUCAGCUACRUCUCCGCCUUCAGACCCGUCGUCAAGGACGCGGAGAGCAUCGCCAAACUCUACGGCAACCGGGACGGAUACGGCGCGCGCUCCGGCUACCUGUCCCCGGAUUUUAUCAGCGAGAGCUCCAGCUACAGAUCGCUGUCUCCGGACAGGGACAGCGCGGUGGACGAGGACGACGACCCGGACGUGGACGUGGAGUCCAACCGGGGACCGGAGGACGACGAGUCGAUCCGGAUCUCGCCGGGCCAGGACUCGUCGGCGCAUCGGGAGGAGAGCCAGGAGCGGCCCGCAGACGCCUCCAGCCCCGGGGAGGCUCCGRCCGGCUCCCCGGAGCUCUCCGUCCACUCCGGGACAUCCGAUGAGGACAGACAGAUGCGGAACGGCUCCCCUCCUCACCAAGUGUACCCCCCUGAAAAGGACGGACAGGUGCUGCUCCUGCACAAACCCUCUCCUCCUUAUGGCUCCAAACAAUCCAGCAGCAGAUCCAGUGCCGGUCAUCACCUGCCUGAGACACCAACCCAACGCAGCGCUGCAUCCUACCGGGAGCAAAAGGACAGACAAGCUGAUGGAGCUUUGCGCAUCGACAUCAGCGUGCAUGAAAGAGACCUGGAGAACAUGGCCAAAGAGGAGCUGCAGAAGCAGCUGGUGGAGCAAGUGGAGCUGAGGAAGAAGCUGGAGCGAGAGUUUCAGCAUUUAAAAGGUAAAAGAAAAAAUAAUUUCCAGGACCAAAUGAAGCGUGAGCUGUCCUACAGGGAGGAGAUGGUCCAGCAGCUGCAGAUUGUUCGAGACACUUUGUGCAGCGAGUUGGACCAAGAGAGAAAGGCUCGUUAUGCAAUUCAGCAGAAACUAAAAGGUAAUUUUUGUGGUCCAAAACAACAACUCUUUUUUCACUUUUCUGCCUGCUUAUAUAAAUAUGCAAGUGCUACUUUUUUUUUGUUCUACACCUCUUGUGAUCAGUGGUCCAUAUUUGCAGUGAGACAAUCUUUUAGCAUCUGUCUUAAGGCGACACUCAUAAGUCCAUGCAGGCAGUGAAGGUAUCACCCAGCACAAUGUUUGUUUCAUGAUUUUACCAGCUGUAAAGCAUUUUUAGUGUGAGCAAUGAGGAAA